Molecule: messenger RNA, 3243 nt
Organism: Octodon degus (degu)
Lineage: Eukaryota; Metazoa; Chordata; Mammalia; Rodentia; Octodontidae
Gene: Bub1
Product: BUB1 mitotic checkpoint serine/threonine kinase
Exons: 25
Coding region: 27-3227 (1066 amino acids)
Biological process (GO): protein phosphorylation; meiotic sister chromatid cohesion, centromeric; mitotic spindle assembly checkpoint signaling
Molecular function (GO): ATP binding; protein kinase activity
Source: RefSeq, a predicted model, not a curated record
CUGCUGGCUGCGCUCGUCCUUUAGCGAUGGAUAACCCGGAAAAUGUCUUUCAAAUGUUUGAAGCCCAUAUGCAGAGCUACAAGGGCAAUGAUCCACUUGGUGAAUGGGAAAGUUACAUACAAUGGGUAGAAGAGAAUUUUCCUGACAAUAAAGAAUACUUGGUAAUGUUAUUAGAACAUUUAAUGAAGGAAUUUUUAGAUAAGAAGAGAUACCACAGUGACCCAAGAUUCAUCAAUUAUUGUCUAAAAUUUGCUGAGUAUAACAGUGACCUUCAUCAGUUUUUUGAGUUUUUGUACAACCAAGGGAUCGGAACCCAGUCAUCUCCUCUGUACGUAUCCUGGGCGGAGCAUCUGGAAGCCCAGGGACAGCUGCAGCAUGCCAGUGCCAUUUUUCGAAGAGGACUUCAGAACAAUGCUGAACCUAGAGAGCUAUUACAACAGCAGUACAGGUUAUUUCAGUCACGCCUCACUGAAACCCAUUUACCAGCUCAAGCUAGAACCUCAGAACCUUUGCAUAAUGCUCAAAUUUUAAACCAAAUGAUGACAUCAAAAUCAAGUCCCAGAAAGAACUCCGCUAAGAGUCAGAGUUCAGAACUUUCAAGAAUGGUACCUUCAGCUUCUGAUAAAGAAUCAAAUAUGGAACAAAGGGUGAUCAUGAUUUCUAAAUCAGAAUACUCCACACACUCUUCUGUAGCAGCAAAAGCUGAUAUUCAACAAGUUGCUAUGUACUGUAAGGAGAAGCUUAUUUGUGGAGACUCAGAACUUUCCUUCGAAGAACUGAGAGCCCAGAAGUACAACCAACGGAGGAAACAUGAACAAUGGGGAAAUGAAGACAGACAUUUUAUGAAAAGGAAAGAAGCAAAUGCUUUUGAAGAGCAACUGUUAAAACAAAGAAUGGAUGAACUGCAUAGGAAAUUGCAUCAGGUGGUAGAACUGUCCCACGAAGACCUGCCCACUCUCCAGGAAAGCUCUGAGGCUAAUCCAGUACAUACAGGGCGAAGUGUAGGCUCCCAGGAGGAACAGAGAGCUCCGUGUCCUCCAGCCAUCAGUCAACAGACCUCAAAGAACUUGGGAGAGAAACUCAGAGACGUGCCUCCCAUCGUUCCUCUUACGGCAGGUGCUGCUUUGGUGUCCCCAGCCAUCAACCAGAGUGUAGCUCCUCCUGUUUCUGUGACAGCCCAGGCAGUAGCAGGCAACAGAUGUUUGAAUCUAAAUUCUCAUGAUCUCAAGCUACAGAGUGGACCCGAGACAAAGGAAGGAUGUGAAACACAUAAGGUCACUAGCACCAGUUCUUUUCACACUACUCCAAACACAUCACUGGGAAUGGUUCAGGCAACACCAUCCAGAGUGCAGCCAUCACCCACCGUGCACACGAAGGAAGCAUUAGGUUUCAUCAUGAAUAUGUUUCAGGCUCCUACACUUCCUGAUAUUUCUGAUGACAAAGAUGAAUGGCCAUCUCUAGAUCAAAACGAAGAUGCAUUUGAAGCCCAGUUUCAAAAAAAUGCAAAUUCUUCUGGGGCUUGGGGAAUCAAUAAGAUUAUUUCUUUGCCGUCUGGUUUUCCUAUUUUUGAAGAUGGAAACAAAGAAAAUUAUGGAUUACCACAGCCUAAAAAUAAGCCAGUAGGAACCAGGACCUUUGGAGAACGCUCUAUCAGCACAUUUCCUUCAAAACCAAAUGAAGUGCCUCAGCCUCACACUGAAGAGUUUCUGGAUGAUUCAACUGUCUGGGGUAUUCGCUGCAACAAAACCCUGGGACCGAGUCCUAUGAGCAUAGGAGACUUUGCAUCCGCUGCCCAGCUUGCAUCUACACCAUUCCACAAACUUCCAGCAGAUUCAGUACACAUUCUAGAAGAUAAAGAAAAUGUGGCGGCAACACAGUGCACCCCUGUGGCUGUGGAUUCCUGCAAGGAGAACACGGUGGAGCCCUCAAAAGAGAGGAAGUUCAGUCCGAUUCAAGAGGAAAGCCCAGAACAAGCCCUGCUGACAGACAUAGCUUCGGCAUCCUUACCGCACCCAAGCCAGCCUGCUGCAGGCAGUGUGCUCACCCGGGACGCAGUGUGGGGCCUUGAGGCCUGUAAACUCCCGGACUCUGGCCCUGCUAUCGUGGAGGCCCCGCGGGAGGCCAGUGCUGGGUUCCGCACAGAAUGGAUGCAGCCCAUCACAGCUCCAGACUUCGCUGUUGAAAACCCAUGGGAUGAAAAAUUGAUUCUCAAACUUUUAUCUGGGCUUUCUAACCCAGUGAGUUCCUACCCAAAUUCUUUUGAAUGGCAGUGUAAACUCCCAGCCAUCAAGCCCAAGACUGAAUUUUGUUUGGGUUCUUUGCUGGUCUAUGUCAGUCACCUUCUUGGAACAGGUGCCUUUGCGCAAGUCUACGAAGCUACCUGUGGAGAUGUGAAUGAUACCAAGACCAAACAGAAGUGCGUUUUAAAGGUCCAGAAGCCUGCCAGCCCCUGGGAAUUCUACAUUGGGACCCAGCUGAUGGAGAGAUUGAAGCCAACUGCACGACACAUGUUUAUCAAAUUCUAUUCUGCACAUUUAUUUCAGAAUGGCAGCAUUUUAGUAGGCGAUCUCUACAGCUAUGGAACAUUAUUAAAUGCCAUUAACCUCUAUAAAAAUACCCCUGAAAAAGUGAUGCCUCAAGCUCUCGUCAUUGCUUUCGCUAUCAGAAUGCUCUACAUGAUUGAACAAGUCCACAGCUGUGAAAUCAUCCACGGAGACAUUAAGCCAGACAAUUUCAUCCUGGGAAACAGGUUUUUGGAGCAGGAUGAUGAUGAUGAAGAUUUAGCUGCUGGCUUGGCACUGAUUGACCUGGGGCAGAGUAUAGAUAUGAAACUCUUUCCAAAAGGAACUACAUUUACAGCGCGGUGUGAAACAUCUGGUUUUCAGUGUAUUGAGAUGCUCAGUAAUAAACCGUGGAGCUACCAGGUUGAUUACUUUGGGGUUGCUGCAACAGUGUACUGCAUGCUUUUUGGCACUUACAUGAAAGUAAAAAAUGAGGGAGGAGUCUGGAAGCCUGACGGUAUUUUUAGAAGGCUUCCUCAUCUGGAUAUGUGGAAUGAAUUUUUUCAUACUAUGCUGAAUAUUCCAGACUGUCAUCAUCUUCCGUCUUUGGAUUUGUUAAGGCAAAAGCUGAGGAAACUGUUUCAGGAACAGUAUGCAAACAAGAUUAAAACUCUGCGAAACAGGCUAAUUGUACUGCUCUUGGAAUAUAAGCGUUUGAGAAAAUAAAAUGUAGAUGUGGACU